CGGCAGCCGUGAAGCGGGGCAGGGCGCAGGCCCUCAGCAGCCCCUCCUGUCCGAUCCGAUCCGAUCCGCUCCGCGCCAGCCCAGCCAGCUCCAUCGACGAACUAGCGGCCCCGUGGCGGCCAUGGAGCACCGCGGCGCCUCCCCGCUCCUCCUCGCCCUCGCCCUCCUCAGUGCCCUCUGCUGGCGGGCGCGGGCGUUGCCCCCCCGCGGGGCCGCCUUUCCCGCCCUGCCGCGAUUGGGAAACAGAAUGGCAUUUGAUGGAGCCAGUGAACCUGACCGUGCCCACGGGUCAUUAAGGUCUGAAUCAGACAUUUUGCAGAACACACUACCUGAAAAUGAGAAAUUCUAUUUUGAUCUGUCCAGAAUUAUUGAUAGAAAUGCAAGGCAAGAUGAUGGGAUUUUCACCAGUGUCUACAGCCAUCUUUUGGAACUUGCUGUGAAGAGAUAUCUGCAUUCGCUUAUUAGAAAACGAGUUAGCUCCCAGGACAGUCCUGUCAAACGUCACUCUGACGCUGUCUUCACUGACAACUACAGUCGCUUUCGGAAGCAAAUGGCUGUGAAGAAAUACUUAAACUCAGUUUUAACUGGAAAAAGAAGCCAGGAAGAGCUAAACCCUGCUAAACUUCGAGAAGAAGCAGAACUUGUUGAACCUUCCUUUUCAGAAAACUAUGAUUCUGUAGAUGAGCUGCUGAGCCACCUCCCACUGGACCUCUGAAGGACACCUUGAUGACAAGAACAAGUUAUUUUUGAGUUCCACAUAGUAUUUCAAAGAGAUGACUUUAGUCAUGAAACCAGAACAAAUAUGUUGUGAAGUGAAAGUUGUGAUAUAUUUGUUUCUUAUGUAAUAAAAGUUGAUAUUUACACUGUAAAUAUUACUCUAGAGUUCUCUAUUGAAAGCUGUACAUAUGGAUGCCAGUUUAACUCAAGAGAAGUCUGUGAGUCCAUAUG
Messenger RNA from Calypte anna (Anna's hummingbird), 948 nucleotides. RefSeq names its product vasoactive intestinal peptide (gene VIP). Gene Ontology annotation, biological process: phospholipase C-activating G protein-coupled receptor signaling pathway; positive regulation of epinephrine secretion; negative regulation of apoptotic process. The record is from RefSeq and is a predicted model, not a curated record. Gene Ontology annotation, molecular function: neuropeptide hormone activity; peptide hormone receptor binding. Lineage: Eukaryota; Metazoa; Chordata; Aves; Apodiformes; Trochilidae. Gene Ontology annotation, cellular component: perikaryon; extracellular region; neuron projection.